Molecule: messenger RNA, 1256 nt
Organism: Bactrocera oleae (olive fruit fly)
Lineage: Eukaryota; Metazoa; Arthropoda; Insecta; Diptera; Tephritidae
Gene: Npc2a
Product: Niemann-Pick type C-2a
Biological process (GO): intracellular cholesterol transport
Molecular function (GO): sterol binding
Source: RefSeq, a predicted model, not a curated record
AAUAGCAUUUCCGGCAGCUCUCGCUUUAUUCAUAAAUGCUGCUGGUAGACGCUUAAAGUAAUAUGAGUUACCACUCCUCUCUAAAAUCCUGGCUACGUCACUUAAUUAACUAUACAGAAGCCUUAAAGCUUAAAAGAAGAUAAAUACUAGUUUGGUACCAGUUCCAAAGGUUUAAAUUCUGCGCUAGUAAUGGUACAAUCAUAUUUACAAAACGCUGCAACUGGGCUGCUCUACAUUACAUAUGUAUGUAUAUGGAAUUUAUGUACAUCUGUAUGUACAAAUUUCUAUAUGAAAAUACAUAUUUACUAGUAGUUAUGUACAUAAACAAUCCAACAAACAAUGACACUAUAGUGGCACUAUCGCACGAAAAGUCAACUGCAAAGACCCGCCGCCAUAUCGCUCGAGCUUUAUCAUUUCUGUUACUCAUUGCCGACGAUUGCUGCUUGUUCUUGCCUUGGCUGACGAGCCUGCUGCUAAUAUUUGCAUUUUCAUACAACAAAAUUCAGUAGAUAUUUAGCGGCGCUAAUGAACGGUUCAUCUUUGACGAUAAUUAAACAAAAAUAAAAGUGAAACUAUAACAAAAAAUAUUAAAAAACGAAAGUUUUGCUCUUAAUUAUAAAACAAAAGCAAAAAUUAAUCAAAAAAAUCAUAAUGCAGCAGAAUUUUGUAUUUUUACUCUUCGCCAUCACAGUUUGUUCGAGCGUCGUUUAUGGACUACAAUUCACUGAUUGCGGUUCAAAAACUGGCAGUUUCACCAAAGUCAUCAUAUCGGACUGUGAUACCACCAAAAAUGAAUGCAUACUUAAACGCAAUACAACUGCUUCGAUCACAAUUAAUUUCGCGUUAAAUGAGAUUGCAUCGAAAAUUACAACGGUGGUGCAUGGCAAGGUGAUGGGCGUCGAGAUGCCGUUCCAUUUGCAGAAUCCCGAUGCUUGCGUCGAUAGCGAGCUUAAAUGUCCGCUUGAGAAGGACGAAACAUAUGAAUAUAAAGCCACUUUGCCGGUGUUAAAGGCUUAUCCCAAGGUACAUGUACUUGUUAAAUGGGAAUUGCAGGACCAGAACAACGAGGACAUCAUUUGUGUGCAAAUUCCGGCUAAAAUACAAUAAAUAGAUACUCGUAUAGCUAAAAUAUAGUUAAAUAUGAAAAAAACAAAAACAUGUCCAGUAUGUUAAGCAACUGUUCAUUUGACAAGUUGGAAAUCGAAAUAAAUAAAUAAAACAUUUAUAUAUACAUAUGUACAAAUAUAUUUUAAAAA